Closterium sp. Yama58-4 is the source of this 354-nucleotide messenger RNA. NCBI's taxonomy places the organism in Eukaryota, Viridiplantae, Streptophyta, Zygnematophyceae, Desmidiales, Closteriaceae. The record is from the annotation of a GenBank genome assembly.
AUGCGCGGCUUUCACGGAAAGAGGACACGAGAAGCUUUUGCGUGGAACGGAGAGGCAACUGGAGCAGGAGCGAGAGGGGCAAAUGAGGCGGCCGAAAAUGCCAGAGAAGAAAUCCUGUUUCCUGGGCGCUACGUGUCGAAGCGGGAGCGGUUGAGGAUGGACGGGCAGAAAAAGGGCUUCUCCACUCACGGACAGCCAAUCGACAAAAUUUCGGCGGAAAAUGUUGCGCGAGAAACCGCGACCAACAAGGGAGCUCUUCUGGACGCGCCCGAUUGGAUUCGGAACGCGGCGGCGAAUCAGGAGGGUGCUGCUGAGCGAUUUGUUGUGCCGCGGCGCCUGAUGUGCCGGAUCUAG